Lotus japonicus is the source of this 2248-nucleotide messenger RNA. Its product is annotated as E3 ubiquitin-protein ligase XBAT33-like. Gene Ontology annotation, molecular function: protein binding. The transcript has 10 exons. The coding region runs from base 383 to 1891 and encodes 502 amino acids. Lineage: Eukaryota; Viridiplantae; Streptophyta; Magnoliopsida; Fabales; Fabaceae. The record is from RefSeq and is a predicted model, not a curated record.
AGAAUGCACGCAGAAGAAGAAAAGAACAAAAGAGCAAGUAAAAGCAAUUCAUUCACACUGUUCUUGUUUUUGGCCUUUCCCUUUUGUUCUCUUCGGACAACCAUUACCCACGUUUCAAGCUUCAAGUCUUCAACCUUUGUCUUCUACCCAUCUCACUGUCUCACACACAGAAAGAGCUGCCACGUCACCAUCACACCGAAUCCAAAAAGCAAACCAAACCAAAGAGCUUUUCAUUUUUCUUCACAUCAUAAAUUAAUGUAAUAAUGAAUACCCCAUUGCGUGAAGAUUUUGAUCUGUGUUGUUGUUGGGUUUUUUUGUUGACCCCACCAUUGUUUUGCUUUGAAGAUUUGCUCUCAACACACACACAGAGAGUUUGAGAGAGAUGGGAAAUUCAUUUGGGUGCUCAGCUUCCGGCGAGAGGCUGGUGUCGGCGGCGAGGGACGGCGAUUUGGUGGAGGCCAAGAUGCUUUUGGAAUGCAACCCUGGUCUUGCCAAGUACUCAACCUUUGGUGGCCUCAAUUCCCCUCUUCAUUUUGCAGCUUCCAAGGGCCAUAACGAGAUUGUGGCGCUGUUACUUGAGAAUGGAGCUGAUGUGAAUUCAAGAAAUUAUUGUGGGCAGACGGCUUUGAUGCAAGCUUGCAGAUAUGGUCAUUGGGAAGUUGUACAGACCCUUCUGCUCUUUAGAUGCAAUGUUAUGAAAGCAGAUUAUCUCAGCGGAAGGACAGCUCUUCAUUUUGCAGCUGUCAAUGGGCAUGUAAGAUGCAUUAGACUUGUUGUGGCUGACUUUGUUCCAAGUGCGCCUUUUGAAGCUUUACACUCUCGCACGGAUCCUAACAUGAGCAGACAUGAGCAUGGUGCCCUGUCCAAGUUUGUAAAUAAAACAGCUGAUGCUGGUAUUACUGCUCUUCAUAUGGCUGCACUAAAUGGGUAUUUUGAUUGCGUACAACUCCUACUUGAUCUUAAUGCAAAUGUGUCAGCUGCAACAUAUCAUUAUGGAACUUCGAUGGAUUUAAUAGGGGCUGGAAGCACUCCAUUGCACUAUGCUGCUUGUGGGGGGAAUUUGAAAUGCUGUCAGAUCCUCCUUUCAAGAGGUGCGAGUCGGAUGGCUUUGAAUUGCAAUGGGUGGCUUUCACUUGAUGUUGCUAGGAUGUGGGGGCGUCAUUGGCUUGAACCGUUGCUGUCACCCACUUCUGAUGUCAUAAUAUCAUCAUUCCCUGCUUCAAAUUAUUUGUCCUUGCCUCUCAUGAGUGUGCUCAACAUAGCCAGAGAGUGUGGAUUGCAAUCAUCUACAACCUCCUCUAAUGAGAUUGACUUUUGUGCUGUCUGUCUGGAGAGGCCAUGUUCUGUGGCUGCAGAAGGAUGUGGGCACGAGCUUUGUGUAAGAUGUGCGCUCUAUCUUUGCUCAACAGCCAAUGUUUCUUCAGAAAUGCAGGGCCCUCCCGGCUCUAUCCCUUGUCCCCUUUGUAGGCAUGGAAUAAUCUCUUUUGUCAAGUUACCAGGUUCCCAAGCAAAAGAAAAUAAGUUACAUGCGUCUCUCAGCCUGUGCACCCCAUGCAUACAACAUCCACGACGCGACCUAGAUCCACAAUCUCAUACACCAGAGAUUCGAAGAAACCGUGUAGCUUCUGUUUCUUCUGAGAUGCUUUGCCCUGUCACCUGUACUCCAUUUCCAUCUGUAGCAAUUCCUCUAUGCACCUGCAAUGAUGGUCCUUGUCCGUCGUGCGAACCCCGAGACAUAGAAACACAAGACGAGUCGCCUCGUCAUUCGCAAGAAACAGAUCAGGACAAAAUGGAAGGGACAAGGCUGGGGAAAACAACUUGUUCAAACAUGUUUUGGGGUAGAAGAAGUUGCAGCAGGGAGCACCAGUGCAAUUCAGAAAUAAAUGCCUGACUCAAUAGGAAGGUGUGUGGUCAUUCUCAUUUUGUGGAUACUGUAUACAGCUUAAUAUCCAGCCUCAAAUUAUGACAUCCAGUUGAUGUUAUAUAUAUGAAGAAGAAAGCAAGCUUCUAUGCAGCUGUUUUGUUGCACAAGCUGCGUGCUAGACGGUAGAUGAUUUUUAUUGGUAUAGACAGAUUGUUGUUGUAAUUGAUUGCAAUUGGAUUUUAUUGUCAUAGAAAAGGAAGUGUUUUCUCAAGAGGGGCAUAGAAAAGUGCCUCUGUUUUAGCUUAUGUAUCAGAUUGAGGUUCUGUACAUUGUGUUUGUCAUGAAUUUGAAAGGUUUAUAAAGAACAAAUUUUGAGUACUAAAA